Molecule: messenger RNA, 621 nt
Organism: Cantharellus anzutake
Lineage: Eukaryota; Fungi; Basidiomycota; Agaricomycetes; Cantharellales; Hydnaceae
Exons: 2
Coding region: 208-528 (106 amino acids)
Source: RefSeq, a predicted model, not a curated record
CCCGACAUGGUAAGACGUCAAGCCCUUUCCGGUAUAGUGGCACCGCCCGUGCCCGCUAAUGCUGAAGCCGUUCUUUUCGGAUGAAACAAGUCUAUUGUGAUAAACUAUUUAUUCCAUUCUACAUACGCUCUCCUUGCGCAGGUGUACCGCGAAAGCGUUUGUCGACCUCAGCCAAAGUGUCAUGGUCAAACGAAGUUGCCUGUACUCAUGUGUCCUUUUUUACUUUAUUGGCCAGGCGAAGUGUUCAAGAAAAAUAUGUUUUCCCGCUUUUUUCCUCAUUUCAGGAUUGUUUUCAAUAUUAUAAUUCUCUUCCUUAGGUUGUUGGAUUUCCCCCGCUCUUUGCCAUGGAUAUGUAGAUGUGGCUUCUUGUUAUUUUACUUUACAGUUUUUUCCGUCGUCCAAAGGACAUCACUCUUCCCCGAUGUGUUGGACUUGAUUAUUUCUGCCUUCUGUCCUUGGACGAUCAAUCAGUCGACUCUAAGACAGAUUUAUUGUGGCCAUUUCUUUGUAUUCCACGUUGGUGUUUAGUUAGGUCGCAACGUAAAUGCUUUACCCGAAUCGCGCGAUGCGGUUCAGACCCAGGUUCUACAGUCAUUCAAAGGAAUCACAGGCUAUACCAAA